CCACCGAGGUGGGUAUUCGAAGUGUUCUUAGCCGCUCUCCAAACCCUUGCACUCGUUCCUCUCGAUUUCGUUGUUUCCUCUCGACCGAGAUCUCGACUUCGGUUUCGAUUUCGAUUUCCCUACGCGAGUUUGAUUUCGUUUCAGGUUCCGACCGUCGGUGCGAACAGAGGAGGAGAAACGCUUCGGAAUCGAAGAUAUCGCUUUCAGAUUUUGCCAUUCAAAACAUUGCAGUGAUGGGGACAAACACAGAUUCAAGCAUGGUAACAGUCAUUGAUUUCACCUAAUUAUGAAUCUAUUUGUUGGAAUGCUUUUCAUUGUAGCUUCACUUAUUUUCCACUGGGAAUUGAUUUCCUAACUAUGGUACAAGGAUAACUUGCCUGGGCUUGUUUGUGACUUUACUAAUAAGAUACAGGAUAGCAAUGGAGCCUUUCCAGGUGACAGAAAGAUCACUGUGGUUUUUGUGUUAGGUGGCCCCGGCAGUGGGAAGGGCACACAAUGUUCAAAAAUUGUGGAAAAUUUUGGGUUCACUCAUCUUAGUGCUGGUGAUCUUCUGCGAGCAGAAAUCAAAUCUGGCUCAGAAAAUGGGAUUAUGUUGGCAUAGCUGGACUUGAAAACAUUCUUCCAAAAUAACUGGAUAGAAAACAAUUUUGGGUGGCCAACUGGAGUUAUCUCAACCUGAUCUUACCUGAACGCAAUUACCAUGAUCUCAAACAUGAUAAAGGAAGGUAAAAUUGUCCCUUCUGAGGUUACAGUUGAGCUUUUAAAAAAGGCUAUCCUUGAGAGUGGAAACAACAAGUUCCUAAUUGAUGGAUUUCCUCGAAAUGAAGAGAACCGUGCUACUUUUGAGAAUGUUACAAAACUUGAGCCAGAAUUUAUACUUUUCUUUGAUUGUUCAGAGGAGGAGAUGGAACAGCGACUUUUAGGUCGCAACCAGGGGAGAGAUGAUGAUAACAUUGAGACAAUAAGGAAGCGUUUCAGAGUUUUUAUUGAAUCUAGUUUACCUGUGAUUGAGUAUUAUGACCAGAAGGGCAAAGUUCGAAAGAUUGAUGCUAUGAAGCCCAUUGAUGAUAUUUUUGAAGAUGUGAAAGCCAUUUUUGCUGUGUUCCCUGCAAAAGAUGAAUAAAGCUGCCCUUAAGAUUAUAACAGACACAAAUAUACUUUAGAAGGUGUUGUAGCCGUGAGGUUUUUUCAAGUUCUCCAGCAAAUUGAAUGAGCUAUGCAACAAACUAUCCUUUGUGUUGCAGUGUGACAUGUUUUUGGUAACUGAGAAUGAACAAGUUAUUUGUUUUUGAACAGCAGUAUGAAGUACUUAAUAAUUUUUUGAUUGCAUAAUCCUUUUUUAAGUUGUUUAAUUGACUCGUAUAAAUGUGAUAAGUGUCAUAGUUUUUAGUGAUUCACCAUAAUAUUUGAUUUCUUGGUACUUUUGUAUCUACAGUCUCAAAUUUAGUAAGGUUAAUGCAUAUUGGACUCUUUGUAAUAUUGGAUGAUCAUUUCUGUUAGAACUUCAAUACUAGACGAAAUUGUG
Zingiber officinale is the source of this 1525-nucleotide messenger RNA. RefSeq names its product UMP-CMP kinase 4-like. Bases 701 to 1123 code for a protein of 140 amino acids. The transcript is spliced from 11 exons. Gene Ontology annotation, biological process: 'de novo' pyrimidine nucleobase biosynthetic process; CDP biosynthetic process; UDP biosynthetic process. The record is from RefSeq and is a predicted model, not a curated record. Lineage: Eukaryota; Viridiplantae; Streptophyta; Magnoliopsida; Zingiberales; Zingiberaceae. Gene Ontology annotation, cellular component: nucleus; cytoplasm. Gene Ontology annotation, molecular function: UMP kinase activity; ATP binding.